CCCCCCACCCUCUCUCUCUUUCCUUCGGUAGAGUAAAGAAUGGAGGAAAAAUCACCGAAAAGAAUCUGAGUCUGGAGGCCUCUUGCCAUUGAAAUUUCUUUGUCAAAUCUACGGCCUUUCUUCACGAAGAUCGAUCUUUGAACGUCCCUCCCUCUCUCUCUCUCUUCUCCCUUCAAGCCAAGCUGGUUGUUGACCUGACCUUCUCGGAGGAUCGUCCCUUUCGCUCUUCAAUCAGAGAUCAGAGCCACGAUGUUGGGUGUUAUAAGGCGAAGAGUGGCUUCGGGAUUUCGGUCUACCUUGAGCGUAGAGAAGCCACAUAAUGCAGUUCGAUCCGCAUCGAAGUCAAGGAUUCCUGAUGGAGAGGUAAUCGUACUUCAUUCACAAGGAUUUGCACCUGUCCGCAGCUUCUCUCACCUUGUCUCCACCCGAGGCUUGGUGGGCGUCAGGCCGCUGAGGGAAAUUUCUUUCACUCUCCAAAAUGAGGUUCCAUGUCAGAAGUUCUUUAGACCAUAUUCUUCAGAAAGUGGGGAUUUGGUUGAGGCAGUCGUCCCCCAAAUGGGCGAGUCCAUCACUGAUGGCACUUUAGCAACGUUCUUGAAGAAUCCUGGUGAUCGGGUAGAAGUGGAUGAGCCUAUUGCUCAGAUUGAAACUGAUAAGGUAACAAUUGAUGUAAACAGUCCUGAAGCUGGAGUUAUCCAAAAGUUUCUAGCCAAGGAAGGGGAUACAGUUGAGCCUGGCACCAAGAUUGCUAUUAUUUCCAAGUCUGGUGAAGGACCUGAAGGUGUGGACCAUGUUGCUCCAUCUGAGAAGAUAGAAGAGAAGGCUCCACCUCCAAAGGUUGAGGAGAAAAAGCCAGAACCUAAAGUUGAAAGUGCUCCUGCUGUAGAGAAGCCCAAAGCAGCCUCUCCACCACCUCCAAAGCGGAGUGCUACCGAGCCUCAACUUCCCCCUAAGGACAGGGAAAGAAGAGUUCCAAUGACGAGACUGAGGAAACGAGUUGCAACACGAUUGAAGGAUUCUCAAAACACAUUUGCUAUGUUGACCACGUUUAACGAAGUAGACAUGACUAAUUUGAUGAAGCUUCGAUCUGAAUACAAGGAUGCUUUUGUUGAAAAGCAUGGAGUCAAGCUGGGACUUAUGUCUGGAUUUGUAAAGGCAGCUAUUAGUGGGCUCCAGAAUCAACCUAUUAUAAAUGCAGUCAUAGAUGGAGAUGACAUCAUAUACAGAGAUUAUACUGAUAUAAGUAUAGCUGUUGGCACUCCAAAGGGUCUUGUUGUUCCCGUCAUUCGUGGAGCCGAUAAGAUGAAUUUUGCAGAGAUUGAAAAGGAGAUCAACAGCCUCGCUAAGAAGGCGAACGCUGGUACCUUAUCGAUUGAUGAAAUGGCCGGUGGCACCUUUACAAUAUCGAAUGGUGGUGUGUAUGGGAGCCUUCUGAGCACUCCGAUCAUUAACCCUCCCCAGUCAGCAAUUCUGGGAAUGCAUUCGAUUGUUAGCCGUCCAAUGGAUGUUGGAGGGGAAAUCCUUCCAAGGCCGAUGAUGUACAUUGCCCUGACAUACGACCAUAGAUUGAUUGAUGGGAGAGAGGCAGUUUUCUUCUUGCGCCGCAUCAAAGACGUGGUGGAGGACCCACGGAGGCUUCUCCUCGACAUAUGAAGACUACCAGGCAGCAUUCGGUGUUACUUUUGUAACUCUCUCAAGCUCCUGGGACCGGGCACUAUUCAGAAGUUGAAUAGACUCGAAAGAUUAAGUUUUUUGAUGUUUACUCAAGCUUUUAGUCGGACAAAAACUUUUGCCAAUUCAUGCCUCCGAUAAAAAUAAUCUUCUUGUGGCCGGUGGAGGUUAGGAAAAUUUGACUUUGAGAACGCAGUUUAUUUAUGCCGUGGCCAGAUAUAUGCGCGCUGUGGUGUACAAUGCAUUGUUGUUUACUGGGAAGAUGUUUUACUCUCAGCGAGAGAUUGUACAAGACCAGUAUUAUUUUGAUUGGAAGUGACGCAAUUCAGGUAAAUUUUUCUCUAA
Molecule: messenger RNA, 2016 nt
Organism: Punica granatum (pomegranate)
Lineage: Eukaryota; Viridiplantae; Streptophyta; Magnoliopsida; Myrtales; Lythraceae
Source: RefSeq, a predicted model, not a curated record